AUGAAAGUAAAAAAAAUUACAGUGAUUGGUGCUGGGGUCAGUGGAUUAGGUGCCAUUAAGAGCUGCCUGGAAGAAGGGCUGGAACCUGUGUGUUUUGAAAAAAUCAAUGACAUUGGAGGACUAUGGAGAUACAAGCACAGCACAGAAAACGGAAACCCUGGGAUAUACAAGUCCUUGACCUGCAACACUUCCAAAGAGAUGACAGCCUUCAGUGACUACCCUUUCCCUGACCACUAUCCCAAUUACCUGCACAAUUCCAAACUGAUGGAGUAUCUCAGAAUGUAUGCAAGCCACUUUCAUCUUAUGGAACGCAUCCAGUUCCUAUCAAAGGUGUGCAGUGUGAAGAGGCACCCUGAUUUUUCAUCCUCUGGCAAGUGGGAUGUUGUGGUAGAAACCGAUGGGGAGCAGAAAACCUAUGCCUUUGAUGGGAUCAUGAUUUGCAGUGGUCAUUACACUGAACAAUAUUUGCCCUUAAGUGAUUUUCCAGGAAUCAAGAAUUUCAGAGGUGACUAUCUCCACACUUGGGCAUACAGGAAUCCAGACAGUUUUUCUGGGAAAAGAGUUGUUGUGGUUGGCAUUGGGAAUUCUGGAGCAGAUGUGGCUGGUGAGAUCAGUGAUGUCGCUGAACAGAUCUUCCUCAGCACAAGGCGAGGUGCAUGGAUAUGGAACCGGGUUUGGGAUAAUGGAAAUCCCAUGGAUAUCACACUGUUCACCUGUUACAAUAGGCUAAUUGAAAAAUUCUUGCCCACAUUCAUGAUCAACAAAUGGUCAGAGGAUAAAUUAAAUGCAAGGUUUAGCCAUGCCAAUUAUGGGCUCCAGCCUAAACACAGAUUUCUAAGCCAUCAGUCUACCUUCAGUGACAAUCUGCCCAAUCACAUCAUUGCUGGAAGAGUGCUGGUGAAACCAAAUGUGAAAGAGUUCACUGAGACCUCCGCCAUCUUUGAGGAUGGUACCGAAGAGAAAGUCGAUGCUGUUAUCUUUGCCACAGGCUACACAUUUUCUUUCCCUUUCUUGGAGAGUGAUCCAGAAAUUCUGGACAGCCAGAAUUCUAGGUUCAAAUUUGUCUUCCCUCCUCAGCUAGAGAAGCCAACACUAGCUUUCAUUGGCAUCCUCCAGCCCAUAGGAGCUACCAUUCCCACGUCAGAACUCCAGAGUCUAUGGGUUGUACGUGUGUUCAAGGGACUGCAAACAUUACCCCCAGUGAGUGACAUGAUAGCUGACAUCACCAGGAAGAGAAAGAAAAUGGAAAAAGAACUCUAGGAAAGUCCACAUGUAGCUCACAGAGUGCCUUACACACAAUAAAUGCACGAAAUUGCCUCUGAAAUAGGAGUGAAGACCGAUCUGGCGCUCUCAGAUUCCAAGCUGGUGAAAGAGGUUUCCUUUGGUCCAUGCAUCCCUAAUAUGCAAGGACCAGGGAAAUGGAAUGGAGCCAGGAAAGCUGUCCUGACCCAGAGAGAGCAGAUCACCAGACCCUUAAAGAUUGAAAUACUCUGUUGCUACCAAACCCCUUCCUCUGUGUUACUUACAAAGUGUUGGUGCUGCUCUUAUUCUUGUUACUUUGAUGGGAUAAUUAUCCGUGAUAAGGCCACAGCAGAGGAAGAGAUCCAAGGGCUUGUGGAGACUGGACUGCUGUACAAGAACUACCACUGCGAUGAAUCCAACGCCAGUUCCUCACCCUGUGACCUAGAUGUGUUUGGUGCAGCUAAUGAGCCCCCUGGCUACCAACCCCCACCUACUGCACUGCCCAAACUGCUCAACUCCCCUGAAAUUCCAGCAGAUUCAGUUGUGUGGUGGUGGCUGCUCUUCAUCCCCAGCGUGAAUCCCCCGGAGGCGAGGAACGAGGACAGAAGGAGAAAGGAGCCCAUCAGGAACCCCGCGGAGAUUUUUCCCUCCCCCUCCAGACCUGCUCCUGGGCCACUGCUUGACUCGUGCAAUGAGUCCACAGGGGCCAAGGUAUCAAAGACGGUUGCUAUGCAUCUGGCCAAGCGCAUGGAUUCCCUCGUUACUAAGGCUGAUCUAGCUCCUGCCACUGCCGGAUGUUCAGAGUGCCAGCAGCAGAGACCAACACCAAGCUCGGGGCACACAGAUGACCUGAUCCACCAGCGUGGGAUCCUGCACAGCGUCGCUGCGGACCAAGAGAGUCUACACAAUCAGCAGUGUGACUCCAGACAAGUUUCCCACUCUCUCAGCCUUGACUCUGCUUCAUCCAUAAAGGAGCGGUAUCAGGACUCUGAAGUUACAAGGAGACUGACACAGACACAAUGUCAUCUGCUCAUUGAUCCCCAGGAGUUCCGCUCUCAGUGGCCCUCUCCCUUCACCUAA
Molecule: messenger RNA, 2322 nt
Organism: Lepus europaeus (European hare)
Lineage: Eukaryota; Metazoa; Chordata; Mammalia; Lagomorpha; Leporidae
Product: flavin-containing monooxygenase 5-like
Molecular function (GO): flavin adenine dinucleotide binding; NADP binding; N,N-dimethylaniline monooxygenase activity
Source: RefSeq, a predicted model, not a curated record